GAAAUUUUUUGUUUUUUUCUCUGGUUUUAUCGCAAGAAAAUAAAUGGUCAAACGAUUCGCAAAAAAUACAGGUCCCCGAAAUGCAGCACGCCCGCCUGGGGGCGGCAGGGCGGAGCUCGAGGUCACGUGAAUAUCUGGGCCCGCCCCCCUCUGCAGCUGAAGACUUCCCCGCCCGCUGUGACAGAGCCUCUGGUCCGUGAUCGGUACUGUUUCUGCACCUCGCGCCCCGGCAGAGGCCCUGCUCCGUCUUUAUCUUCAGCCUUGAGCUGGGAAGCUGGGAGGUAAAUUAACAUGAUGGAUUUCUCCAAGCUACCCAAAAUACUUGAUGAAGAUAAAGAAAGCACGUUUGGUUAUGUGCACGGGGUCUCAGGACCUGUGGUCACAGCCUGUGACAUGGCAGGUGCGGCCAUGUAUGAGCUGGUGAGAGUGGGCCACAGUGAGCUGGUUGGAGAGAUUAUCCGAUUGGAGGGUGACAUGGCUACUAUCCAGGUGUAUGAAGAAACUUCUGGUGUAUCUGUUGGAGAUCCUGUACUCCGCACUGGUAAACCCCUCUCAGUAGAGCUUGGGCCUGGCAUCAUGGGAGCUAUUUUUGAUGGUAUUCAGAGACCUUUGUCAGAUAUCAGCAGUCAGACUCAAAGUAUCUACAUUCCCAGAGGAGUAAAUGUGUCUGCUCUCAGCAGAGAUGUCAAAUGGGAUUUUACACCUUGCAAAAACCUACGGGUUGGUAGUCACAUCACUGGUGGAGAUAUUUAUGGAAUUGUCAAUGAGAACUCACUCAUCAAACACAAAAUCAUGUUACCCCCACGAAACAGAGGAACUGUAACUUACAUUGCUCCACCUGGAAAUUACGAUACCUCAGAUGUUGUCUUGGAGCUUGAAUUUGAAGGCGUAAAGGAAAAGUUUAGCAUGGUACAAGUAUGGCCUGUACGUCAAGUUCGGCCAGUCACUGAGAAGCUGCCAGCUAAUCAUCCCUUGUUGACUGGCCAAAGGGUUCUUGAUGCCCUUUUUCCAUGUGUACAGGGAGGAACUACUGCAAUCCCGGGGGCUUUUGGCUGCGGGAAGACAGUGAUAUCACAGUCCCUGUCCAAGUAUUCCAACAGUGAUGUGAUCAUCUAUGUAGGAUGUGGUGAACGAGGAAAUGAGAUGUCUGAAGUCCUCCGCGACUUUCCAGAGCUCACAAUGGAAGUUGAUGGUAAGGUGGAAUCAAUUAUGAAGAGGACAGCUUUGGUAGCCAAUACCUCCAAUAUGCCUGUUGCUGCUAGAGAAGCUUCUAUUUAUACUGGAAUUACGCUGUCAGAAUAUUUCCGUGACAUGGGUUAUCACGUCAGUAUGAUGGCUGACUCUACCUCUAGAUGGGCAGAGGCCCUUAGAGAAAUCUCGGGCCGCUUAGCUGAAAUGCCUGCAGAUAGUGGAUAUCCUGCAUAUCUUGGUGCCCGUCUGGCCUCUUUCUAUGAGCGAGCCGGCAGGGUGAAAUGUCUGGGAAAUCCUGAAAGGGAAGGAAGUGUCAGCAUUGUAGGAGCGGUUUCUCCGCCUGGUGGUGAUUUUUCUGAUCCAGUUACAUCUGCUACUCUUGGUAUUGUUCAGGUAUUCUGGGGCUUAGAUAAGAAACUAGCUCAACGUAAGCAUUUCCCCUCUGUCAACUGGUUAAUCAGCUACAGCAAGUACAUGCGUGCCUUGGACGAGUACUAUGACAAACACUUCACAGAAUUUGUUCCUCUGAGGACCAAAGCUAAGGAGAUUCUGCAGGAGGAAGAAGACCUGGCAGAAAUUGUACAGCUUGUGGGAAAGGCUUCUCUAGCCGAAACAGAUAAAAUCACUCUGGAGGUAGCAAAACUUAUCAAAGAUGAUUUCUUACAACAAAAUGGAUAUACUCCUUAUGACAGGUUCUGCCCAUUCUACAAGACGGUCGGGAUGCUGUCCAACAUGAUCGCAUUUUAUGAUAUGGCCCGUAGAGCUGUUGAGACCACUGCACAGAGUGACAAUAAAAUUACGUGGUCCAUUAUCCGUGAGCACAUGGGAGAGAUCCUCUAUAAACUUUCCUCCAUGAAAUUCAAGGAUCCAGUGAAAGAUGGUGAGGCAAAGAUCAAGGCCGACUAUGCACAACUUCUUGAAGAUAUGCAGAACGCAUUUCGUAGCCUUGAAGAUUAGAACUGUGAUUUCUUUCCUUCUUUUCCUGAGCAAGCUCGUCUCGUAUGUGUACAUUUUCCUAAAUUUCUCAUCGCCAAACCCUUUGCUUCCUUAUUGUGCAGCUUCGAGGCUAGUGCCUGUGUGUGUUACCAUUUGUUUCCCUGUUUACCUGGUAGGUCUUAUAUAAAACAAACAUUCCUUUCUUCCAGUGUUUGAAGGGCCUCCGUGAUCCUUUCUCCGAAGUGGUGAAUGUAGUAAAUAUGAUAUAUAAUGGCUACACUACUGUAAACUUGUCUGUAGGGUGACAUCUCUCCUUGUCCUAGGUUUACCCUUUCCUCAUUGCCAUUAAAUUGUAAACAGGACUACUGCAUGUACUCUCUUUGCAAUAGAUUUGGAAUGGAAGGCCAGAUUUCUAUACAUUUUGACAGGUAACUUUGUGAAAUGACUCAAUAUCUGUGUGGUAAGGUUAUUCGCAGCUUAGCGUUUUGCUAAGUAACUGCUUUGCAGGAUAUAACUGCUUUUUUUAAAACGUGAAUGAUUAAUGUUCCAAUUAUGCAUUGCUUCCCCCAGUAUAAAUCAGGAAUGUUUAUAGGAAACUGUUGGAAACUCUACUGUUUUUGAAACAGGCGUUUGUGGGACUCAGCACAGUUUAUGAAUCAGUACCCUCCAAAAAAGUGGUAAAGGAGCCAGGUGGUCAAACUUAAACAUCCUCUUGUUAAAGCAUAUUGUAUUUCAGUGUGAAAAGUUCAGUAUCAAGGACUAUACUACUGCAUUACCGGGAAAUUCUUCUUAAAAUCACAUUUAAAACAAUCACUGGGAACUUGAAUCACAUCACACCCUUUUCUUUUUCUCAAAUGUCUUAGAAGCCUGAGCUUCUGAGAAUCUCAUGGGGGGGUGGGUAAAAUGCCACCGAGAAGGGGUUCAGUGUGGUUAAAGGCUGUUCGCACCAUUAAGGACCAGCUGGACUGUAGUGAUGCUUGGGGCCAGAAUGGCAUUGUAUUUUUACAAGGUAAUGAUAUGUGUCACGUGUUUGCAUGUUUGUUUGUUUCGUGAACUUUUGAACAACCAGUUUACCAGUUUACCGGCUCAAGAGUUUUCCCAGAAUAUCUGUAGCAAUAGCAGCAUAACAGUUUCCAUUCUAUUUAAUAGGGAUGAGAUUAAUUCUUACAUCUGCUGAUGACAGAAUCUGGGUCACGUGAAAAAAAGAUAAUUUCAUCCUGUCUUUUCAGUAUAUGUUUUUAAAUAAUUUCUGUGUCUGUGUAAGGCACACUGCAGAACAGCUCUGAGAGCAACUGUUUCUCAUUAACUCUUUCUGACCAAUAGUGCUGGCACCAUUGUUUCCUCUUUGGGGAGAGGAAAGGGUAUGUGAACAUGUCUAACAAUCUCAAAUACCCAAACAUAAUAGCAUAAAUAAAGUAUUUAUUUUAUGCCUCAGCAUAUUAUUAUUUAAUUUUUAGGUAACGUGUUUCUUUUGGUCCGUUAAGGAAAGAUGCCGUGAGUAGACAGUUCAGCGAUAGUGUGUUGAAAUCCUUGCGGAUUGCAUGUUUUGACAGUGGCUUGUUCUUCAGGAUAGAUAUUCUUCCAUGCAGUUCUCUCUCUUUUUUUUUUAACCUUUCCAAAUACUGGAAGAUAAAAAUUAUGCGGUGAUUUGUUGAAAUGCGGACUUAAUGGUGCUGCUUUAUCAGUUUGCUUCCAAUGUGGCCUCCUACCCAGAGGCCCGAAGACCAAUGGAAAUGAAAAGGAUUUCAGAAAUGUUCUAUUCCUACCUUAAACCUACCAGCAAACUAGGAUUGUGAUAGUAAUGAAUGGUAUGAUGAAGAAAGUUUGACCAAGUUUGUUUUUUGUCGUUCUGAAUUUACGAUGUAAUUCCUACUCCCUUCUAAGAAUGUUGUUGUAUGGGAGUGAAGAUGCUAGAGAAGAUGCUCUGAUAUUCUUUGUAAGUGUCCCUCCACCUUUGUGUUGUAGAAUUUCAAAUUGGUCACUGAUCAUAUUUCUUUGGUAAGAAUGUGUUAAAAUUACAACAAUCUUUUAAAAAGAUGAUGCAGUUCUAUAUUUAUUGUGCUAUGCCUGGUCCUGAGUGGAGCCAGUUAAACAAGUUUCAUAUGUAUUUUUCCAGUGUUAAACCUCACACAUUGUACCCUUUGGAAAUUUCCUUCCAUCUUGAAGAACGAAUAGAAGAGGCCAUAUAUAUUGCCUCCUUAUCCUUGAGAUUUCACUAUCUUUAUGUUCAAAGUUGUGUAUAAUUGUUAAAAUCUAUGAAAGAAUAAAAAGUGGAUUUAAAUUAA
Mustela lutreola (European mink) is the source of this 4412-nucleotide messenger RNA. RefSeq names its product ATPase H+ transporting V1 subunit A (gene ATP6V1A). The coding region runs from base 292 to 2148 and encodes 618 amino acids. Gene Ontology annotation, biological process: proton transmembrane transport; ATP metabolic process. The transcript has 16 exons. The record is from RefSeq and is a predicted model, not a curated record. Gene Ontology annotation, molecular function: proton-transporting ATPase activity, rotational mechanism; ATP hydrolysis activity; ATP binding. Gene Ontology annotation, cellular component: proton-transporting V-type ATPase, V1 domain; lysosomal membrane. NCBI's taxonomy places the organism in Eukaryota, Metazoa, Chordata, Mammalia, Carnivora, Mustelidae.